UUAAUGUCUCACCCCAGCAGACAGAUAAUGGUCUACUGGAAAACAGGGCAAAUAUAUUCAAUUAAAAAAUAAAACAGAGCAAAGAUGACGGUGUGAACUUCUACACUAUUGCUUGCUCUUUGCGACGAUACUCAUAGGCCGCGCCGCUGCCGCCGCCGUGCUCCUCCGUCUAAUUUAACCCAUCCGCCACCUCUCGCUUUUAUCGAGUAAGAGAUGGAAGAGUGAGUCAGGGAGUUGAAGAAUCAAUUAGUAAAAGAACUGAACAAUAUUAUCAAUUGAUAUCCCAAGAUGGAGCGAGAUUUCUUUAGAUAUCUGCCACAAGAAAUCAUAAUCGACAUCCUCUCAAGACUCCCCAUCAUAACCAUUUUGAGCUGCAAAUGUGUUUGUAAGUCGUGGAACGAUCUUGUCAAGUCUUCUGAGUUUGCCGAGUCACAUCUUUCUAGAUCAGUCCCCGGCCUCGCCCUCUUUCUAGGCAGGGGUUGCCGAAAGCCACACAAGAUUCUUGAAUUUGUAGACAUGCCUGGUUUGGUAAACUCUGAACGUCAUCGUAACAGAGUCUUCAACGUCAACUUCAAGUUCAACUUCCCUUCCUAUGCAUACAUAUAUAGCUCAGUUAACGGUUUGCUCUUUAUGUGUACACAAGACAUGAGUAAUCCGCGUGAUCUUUUCAUCUGCAACCCUGUGACCCAUGACUACAUCAGCCUUCCUCAUCCUCCAGAUUGUCUGUUUCUCCAUCACAGUUUUGGGUUUGGGAUGAGCAAAACGACGGGCCAGUAUAAGCUGGUUCGGAUCUUUCAUGUUUGCAGAGAAUUUGUUCCUCCUGAAUGCGAGGUUUACACUCUUGGGACGGGAUUGUGGAGAAGCCUUAAAGCUGGUGACCCUGGCCCACUUAUGUACGAAGCACGUACAGGUGCAUUUAUAAACGGAAAUCUUCACUGGUUGGUAGCCGAUUCCAAGGGCUGUCAACAGAUUUCUUGCUUUGAUCUAGAAACCGAGCUUUUUAGCAGCUUUGCUUCUCCUCCUGAUCGUCCAAAGGAAAAUAAUUUCUUUCGCUGUUGCCUCUCUGUUCUGGGGGAUCGCCUGUGUUUGUGCGAUAAUUUUAAUGGUGUGAUUGUUAUCUGGAUGAUGAAGGAAUAUGGAGACGAGAAAUCUUGGACAAAGGAAUUUGUCAUUAGAAAACAACUUCAUAGAAGUUUUUGGGGCAAAUUUUGUGGAUUCCAUUUCCCUAUCAAAGUGUUCAAAGAUGGCGACAUCUUGGUCGCAGAGCAAGACGGCCCUGGACUAUUUUGCUACUCGAGCGAGGGUGGAACUAUUCAAGAAAUUGAUCCUUUUAAGGUAUGUUGCUAUAGUCUUACCAACACAGUCAUUUAUACCCCAAGCUUUCUUUCGGUCAAAAUGUUUGGGACGGAGAAGGUAUGCUCGUUCUGAUGUUCAAUCGUUUUAGUCUCAUGAUAUGUUGUUCGGUUGGGUGUACUCGGUAUGGUACUUAGUUUCGGGACAAUGCUAUGUAGGAUUUGUCAGAGUAUUUUUAUGCAAUCAAAUCUGUUAGUGUUAUUAAUCGUUUUAGGGUACAGAUUUGAAUUUCACUCAGCUUCUUUCUUUCUUUUUUCUUUUCGUUUUGUCUUUUAUUACUGAGCUUGACUGUGAGUUUGGAGAAAACGAGUAGUAUGUUGUGUGCUGUAAUGUAUUGUACCGUUUGGCAUCGCAGAAUAAAUAAUUUUUCGUAA
This is a messenger RNA of Salvia miltiorrhiza (redroot sage), 1727 nucleotides long. Its product is annotated as F-box protein At3g07870-like. The record is from RefSeq and is a predicted model, not a curated record. Gene Ontology annotation, molecular function: protein binding. The transcript is spliced from 2 exons. NCBI's taxonomy places the organism in Eukaryota, Viridiplantae, Streptophyta, Magnoliopsida, Lamiales, Lamiaceae. The coding region runs from base 289 to 1428 and encodes 379 amino acids.